Boleophthalmus pectinirostris (great blue-spotted mudskipper) is the source of this 2501-nucleotide messenger RNA. It is a transcript of the gene tmem41aa, whose product is annotated as transmembrane protein 41aa. The record is from RefSeq and is a predicted model, not a curated record. NCBI's taxonomy places the organism in Eukaryota, Metazoa, Chordata, Actinopteri, Gobiiformes, Gobiidae. The transcript has 5 exons. Bases 84 to 923 code for a protein of 279 amino acids.
GUUCCGCCUUCCCAUGUUCGCUCACGCACGGCAGACACAGCAGAGGUGAAGGAGCGCCUGGUUUGGACUGCAGAGCGGAGAAUAUGCGCUCAGUUUUCGGACUUAUAGCUGUAGUUUUUACAGCCAGCCUCUAUCUAUAUUUACUCUCCCAGUAUCUCCCCCCUGCACCUCGGCGACGUGCUCCUCCCGCUGCCGAAGCUGAACAUGUGGAGACAGAGCAGCCUUUGCAGAAGCCAGCGGACGAGCCGAUCAGAUUAAAGUUCCCGUCUGACCUGGAGGAAUUGAGGGAGCUGGCUGAGCUGCUGCAGUUUUAUAAGACAGAGCACACUGGAUAUGUCCUGCUUCUAUUCUGCAGCGCAUAUCUCUACAAACAGUCCUUUGCCAUUCCUGGCUCCUCAUUCCUGAACAUUCUGGCGGGGGCUAUAUUUGGACUCUAUGAAGGCCUGUUUCUCGCCUGCCUGCUCACUACAGUGGGCUCCACUCUGUGCUACCUCCUGUCCCAAGCUUUUGGAAAACGCUAUAUUGUCAACUUCUUUCCUGACAAAGUCUCCACACUGCAGAAGAAGGUGGAGGACAAUCAGGACUGUCUUUUCUUCUUCCUACUCUUUCUGAGGUUUUUUCCGAUGACGCCCAAUUGGUUCCUGAACAUGUCUGCUCCCAUCGUCAACAUCCCAAUCACCUUCUUCUUCGGUUCUGUUCUCAUCGGUCUGCUCCCGUAUAAUUUCAUCUGUGUCCAGACGGGGGUGAUGCUGUCUGAACUCACCUCUCUGGACGAUCUGUUUUCGUGGGAGAGGCUGCUGCAGCUGCUGGGCAUCGCCUGCGUGGCUCUCCUGCCCGGUGCCCUGAUCCGCCGCUUCAGCCAGAGGAAACUCAAACUGGACGCCCCCGAACAGAACGGCAUCGUGGACAAAAAAGUCCAGUGAAAAAGCUGAAAUCCUCUGUGGACUUUUGGACUUGAAUGUUUUUAUUGUGUCUCUCCUGGAAGCCUUUGUUUUAGGUUUAUUCAGCGUUUACAUUGAAGCACAUUACAGGAGAGAGAGGCGGAGAGAGAAGGAUUUUAAGAUGUAUUUUUAUGCACAGAUGUUGGCUCAUGUGUUGCCAACAUUAUAUGCCAAGUGAACUGUUUGUGUAUGCCCGUGUGUACAGCAAAAUUAAGGGAAUGUUUGUGGAAAUUUCCUACAUUACCAAACGUUUUUGGUAUUUUUGGUGAAAGUGUUUCAAAGUGCCUGUCAUGCAGCAAUGGACUCUUGCCUUCUACCUCAAGCUCAGUUAAAGGUGCACUGUGUAACCUUUCUGGUGGAGGAUCCGUUACCUGCUUGUUUCUAUGGAUAUGUUAUUGCUAUUACUCUGCCUGGAAUGUUCCACAGUAUGGCAUUAAACACCUCUACCUUACUUGCGUGGUCUUAUGGCUCAAAAUUAUCCCAAAAAACAGGCAUUCUGACUGUGAGCGGGGUCGCCUCUCCACAGAUCUGACUUGUAACUUGGUCUGGUUUCUGUGGAGAAAAGCAUUUGAUGGACCCUCCACCAGAAAAGUGACAACACACAGUUAAGUGGCAUUUGUCGUGACCCAUAUUUGAGUUCAGUGUGGGGAGGGUGGGGUGUAAGAGGCACCUGUUGUGGCUUGGACUGACUAUAGCUAUUAUCACUAACAUGUGAAACCAAAACAAGUAUUUGGACCAAAAUGAUUUCUGAAAGUAUUUGUGCGCUUUCAGAACUGCAGGUGUGAAGAUGCAACACAUUUUAAUUAAACAGUCAAACAGUUAAAAAGUUUGUUCUUCAGCAAAUUGUUCUUGUUGUUGGCUCCGCUACCAGUUUCUCUUCCUCCCUUUGACUUUCAAACACUGACGGCCAAGUCCAGUCCAAGUCAAAGAUUCCACUACAUAGUUUAUUUGUGAGGCAUGGUUGAUUUGUUCUUCUGUUUUUUUGGUUAAAAAAAAAAAGCACUUGAUGUAAAUGAUCAGUUGGAGCCCAUUGCUGUGUCUGAAUACAUGUUGCCAUAAGAGGAAGCGUUUCAUAUGUGAGUACUUGUAACUUGUGACAAAAGCUUUGUGAUUCUUGUGUGUCUUCAUGUCCAACCUGCUGGAUUUGUCUUUGAAAAGUGAAUGUGUUUUUACAGUGGAACAUUUGAGCCUUUAAUUAUACUCAAACUUAUGAGAUGUGUAGUGUAAAAAGCUUUUGCUUAUUUACCUGAUGUGUUUUUACAUGUUUGGAAGUCCUACCGCCGAAACAGGUCAGGUUAAACAAGCUUUUUAGAGCUUUUUGGAAGAAAACAAAGUUUGUUAUAAAAAGACAAAAUAAAUUUCCUAAAUGGAACUUUAAUUAUACUCCCUUAAUAGUAAUAUUUGUCUAUUUUCUGCCUUUACAUUUCAGCAAACCCUUGAGUUGCAUUUUCUGUAACAUAUUACACAUUUGGGAUGUGAAAUUUGUGGUAUGAAAUAUCACAAAUGGUAUAACACCUUUUGAGGUGAAAAUAUUGAAAUAAUAAAACAGAAAAACUGUGA